UCACAACCCUUGUUGCACAGGUGCUGUUUGGAUGCACAGCUGUAGUCUCCAGCACCUCGCGUGGCUUGGCUUGCAGUGGAAUUCUGUGUCAGUGUUAUUCCCACUGCGCAGAUCGUUACAACAACUUUUUCACUCACCCCACGAGACAUCGAGACUGGAAGCAGAUGCUCCUGAAUCCAUUUGCCUGUUGGUCCUUGAACAGGAUUUUUUACUCGGGAUGGUGUUCACUAGCAACUUAGAACUGCAAGAGAAGUUCAGCACUCAGCUUGGCACACAUCAACCUCCUUGCUUACCGUUGCUGCUGUGCAAACAGAACUGUACUGAGAAGCAAAGGCCAGACUCGGCAGCCAAGCUGAAGCUUCUUGUACAGCAUGGAUGGAGUACUGUGUGAGCCCUGGAGAGACACGGCCUUCACCUGCCUUAAUUAUACACUGGGCAAGAAGCCUGCAAGCAACAGGCGUUAGCCUGAACUCGUGCGACCAGAAAGAAUCUAUGGGAAGAAGCGUCUGCUACUGGAAGGAAAUUCUGCUUAGCUUGAAAACUAUCAAAAAGCACAGAAGUAUUCCUGAACCUGCUGAUCCUCUCUUCAAGCAUUUCCACAGUGUGGACAUCCAGGUCCUCCAGGUUGCAGCCUGUGAAGAAGAGGCACGUGUGGCUUUUGCAACGCUGGGUGCAGCUGAAGGCAAAACUGAUGAUGCUUUAUUAGCCUUUGAAGCUGUUAACAAUGCGGUUUCGUACUGGAACCUAUGCACUCUUUGUCAAAGAAAGGCAGAGGAGGUUGAGAGUGAUGGUGUGCUACCAGAGGAACAAGAAGAACGCAAAGCCUGUGUUGUUGAAAGGCAGCACUGCCUGAUGAAGAUCAUUGAGGAAAGCUCCUCUGACCCGUCAGUAGCUGCCCAACUGCCGGUAUCUGUUAGAGCUGUGACGGAAAUGCUGAAGGCAGUGAUCCGGGAGCUUGGGGAGAACGGUGAGGAGGGAAGUCUUGCCUCCAGAAACAUCUCAAGAGCUGCGCACGUGGAAGUGGAAGAUGCAGUUCCAUCACCCAAGAAGUUCUCUUUCUCACCAACUAACACCUACCAGACUCUCCUUCAGUGGGCAGAAGACCACAAGUCCUUACUUCAAAAGCUGAGUCAGCAAGUGGAAGCUUUAAAGGUAAACAGCUUCUGUCACUAUACUGGAUGCAGAACAGUUGAUCUUUUUGUUCUGAAUGAAACACGGGAAAUGAAACGUAACAGUUGCAGUGUAAGCGUGCCAUCUCAUUGCUGGCCUGCUGAAAGCUGUGGAGCAGAUACUGUGUCAGAUGGUUAUGGGAGAGCACAACAUCUUCGUGAAGCUCCUUGGAAGGUUGCUACCUCUGGCCUGUCUGUUUGCAGUAGCCAGUCACCUGCUGUGACUCGCAGUGUCUUCGAAGAACUGCUGCAACCAGUGUACCACCAACAGAGGCGCCUGUCUGUGGCGUGAACGGAGCUGCACCUCAGCACGUCGACGUGCUCAGCAACAAGCGAUCCACGCGCCGCCUCUGCACAGCACUUGUGCUGCUGUGUUUCCUCAAGGCACCUGUGGUGCACCUGUGUGUUUUGAUGCUCCGUCUGCUGGAAUCCUUUCUCCUCGUGGAGGUGAUGAUCGCUACAACUACGGCCUGCCCCAGGCGAGUGCAAAUCCACCUCUGCCUGAACCAGGCUGUUUUACAAAACCUGCGUUUGCACCCACAGGUUUAAAACCUGCAGAGUCCCGUGUCAGUGCCGCACAGGACAAAUUAGGAUCCGCCUUUGCGAAAAAGGAAGGGCAGUGGGACUGUAACAUCUCUUCAGUGAGAAAUGAACCCACUGCCCCAAAAUGUGUUGCCCUGCAGAAUGCAAACAAAACUCGUUCAGCAGUAUCUCUUCAAGAACUGUCCUUUAAACUCGAUGGGAAAACCCCAGCGUGUACCUCUCAGAAUCUGGCAGAUGCUGAAGCGGAGCCUGCAGAGGGAAGAUGUAACUUCUCAGUGUGGAUGCCUCCAGGUGGAUUUAAAUUUGGCAUAGAGGAGUGCGGGUUUCUCUGUAGGUGGUUUUGCAGAGGUGAAACUCGGACGGCAUCUUUUUACUGGUGAAAAAGUUGGAGCAAAAAUCAUGGACCAAGUUGCUUUAGGGGAUGACUUGCCUCGUGUUAGAACAGAAAUUGGUGCCAUGAAGAACUGAAGUCAGCAAGAUGUUUGCCAAUUGUAUCAUGUAACAGAGACAUCAAAGAAAAUAUUCAUGGUCUUGGAGCAUUGUCCUGGAGGGAAGCUGUUUGAUUAUAUUGUUUCUAAGGACCACCUUUCAGAAGAGGAAGCUCGAGUCUUUUUUCGACAGACUGUUUCAGCACUUGCUUAUGUUCCCAGUCAGGGUCAUGCCCACAGAGACCUCAAACCAGAAAAUCCGCUGAUUGAUGAGAAACAUGUUUCUCAUAAUUUGAAGCUGACAGACUUUGGACUCUGUGCAAAGCCAAAGGGAGGCCUUGAUGACCGCCUGAACACGUGCUGUGGAAGCCCAGCAUGUGCAGCACCAGAGCUAAUCCAGAGCAAAGCCUAUAUUGGCUCAGAGGCAGAUUUUUGGAGCAUGGGUGCACUGCGGUACGCUCUGCUGUGUGGGUUUCUUCCUUUUGACGAUGGCAGUGUGAUGGCACUCUACAGGAGGAUAACAGGAGAGAGGAAAAGACACUGUUCCAAAAUGGCUUUCCCCUAGCAGCACGCUGCUACUUGACCAACUGCUGCAGGUAAAAGAGCUGCUUCUGUUCAGAUUGAUGUACAAAAUGCUGUUGCAUCAGCUCAAAGCAUUGAUGGAGUGCUUAGAAAAUAUGCGGUGUUUAAACAAGUUAAACUGCUCCAUGCCUGAUGUCCUUGAAGAAAAGGUUAGCAUUGCCUUGUGCUGAAAAUUCUCCAAUAGUCAUGUAGUACUAGUUAAUGGUUAUAGAAAUAUUGCAGUUUUAAUAACUACACAGUCUUCAAGCAGCUUGCAUUUGGAUGUUCUUAAUUGUGCUGUGUAAUUAAAAGUGAUCUGUACACAAAAGCUGUUUCUCAAAGGAAGCUGAACGUACUGAGUGUGCCUUUGGGCUGUAUCUACGCAGUCUCACAUACAAAAUGCUCGUGGAACAUUUACUGUAACCAUAGGUGCUGUAACUGUUCUUCACAGCUCAGGUGUUUGACCUUCCUUCUGGUGAAGUGAAUAAAUACUGCUGGUCUCUAUUUGUGCUUCCAGGCACCUUGAAGUUCUUAGGAAAAGAAUAACUGUCUGCAGUUCUUCUCGGUGAUGUAAAUAACAACUUGAAUGUUGCUGCCCACUAGGCAGACCCAAAGAAGCAGAUGACAGUUAAACUCCUGUGAAAUCACCUUUGGCUCAUGCAAGGUGCUGUUCAGUGGCAAAGUAAAUACCCAGUAAGUACACACACUCGAAGAAGCCUAAGUAUGUUCUGGAGUCUUUCCUGGACCACUGGCAUCCUCUCAGAACGGGAGUGAUAACACAUUUCUUCAGAGGCUGCUGAAAAGUGGUUACUCUCCGGGGUCCAUUUUGGCACCUUCAACACCUUUGUCAGUGACAGAGAGAAUGGAACUAGAGAGCACCUUCAGAAAGUUUGCAGGCAGCCCCGUGCUGAGAGGUGCGGUGGAUAAAACAGGAGGUAGGGAUGUCUUAUCCUGGUGGCAUUCAGGGCCGGGUUGGAUGAGGCCCCGGACAGUUUGAUCUGGUGAGUUGCAGCUUUGCAACUUGGAGCUUGAUGGUCUUUAAGGUCCCUUCCAACUCAAGCCGUUCUAUGAUUCUCUGGAACUGUGCUUGUGCUCCUUAUCUCUCAAUUGUCUGAUCUGUGUGAGAGGUUGGGGUAGCGGGGUUGGGGUGGGGGUGGGAAUUGGGUGUGCGAGGGAGAUUCUUGCUGCAGAUACUGAGAAGUUGCUGUGUAUUUGCAGCCAAUGGCUGCUGCUGGCCUCUGGGUGCCACUGUUUCUCUGAAGAACAGCUGUGCUGAUCGUACACCACCGUGUGCUGUGCAUGCCAUGGAACUGAAUAAUUAAGAGGGGAUAGAGGUGUAACUUGUGCUCUAGUGAAAAUCUCAUCUGCUGACAGGCUUUUGUACUUGAAUGCAGAACCUGUUGCCACAGAGGGACCCGUUGCUGAAGCGUGGUGACUCUGUUUACUCCUUGCAGUAUUUAGCCCUGAUGCUAACUAUUUAAAAUAGAAAAUCUGAAAUGGUGGCUAACUAUUGACUUGAUUGGUGCAUAUCAGAAGACUAUCAUGGUGAUAUUGGCUCUGUGAGAUGACUUGGAAGCUGUUUCUUCAGUACAGGUCUUGUUCUUGCAGCUGGGGCACCUUGAUGAAGACUGUGCAACAGAACUUGCUGUGUUUCAGAACCAGAGCAGAGAGAGCAGAGAGAGUAUAUCGGCAUUAAUAUCGGAGGUACAGAAAGUAAUGAGAACAAUCUACCUACAAGGGGAAGAAGUUCUUCCAUGUUAGUCUAUUUUCACAGUCCUUUAUCAGAGGACUUCUAAUGCCUUAUAAGUAAUUCAAGCUGAUUGUGCUACACUGUGGAACUGUGACCAGAUGUCACAACCUAUCUCUUGCUUCAAUCCAGGAAGGUUCGUGGCAAGCGCAUCCACUUAAGAAUUCCAUUACAAACGACGUGCAGUACAACACAGCCAGCAAGCCACGGAAGAAUCUCAACUGAACGCUUCUUUUCAGUCUGAAAAGGCUGUGACAUCUGAAGAUGUGCCAGGUUGCAGCCAUGUGCCACAUGCGUUUGGAUCCAUGGAAUUUGCUGAUGGAACUUCAUUGUUUGAAGAAUCUCCACUAGAAGAGUUUGUUCUAAAUGCUCACAGAACAAAGCAGGUGUCUGAAGAUCCAGUGCUGGUUUCUGACAGAAAAAAACACAAUUCUUAAUCCAGAAAUCUGCUUCUCAGUGUGUAUAAUGCUUAUUACAUAUUUAAGUAUCUAGUGGACCUUGACCAAAGGGAGAUACAGAUUGAGCAAAGAAGUAUGUUGAGCAUAAACUUGAUGCCUUCUACCUGAAAGCCAUGGUUCAUUUGAUGAGAACCUUAACUUCAGUGUUCGGUUUGCACUGAAACAGCGAGUAAGGAAACAAGCGAAGGAGUCAGUGAGGAUUUUAAAACAAAAUGGGAAGUGAUAAGGCACAGUUAAUAAGAUUUUGGAGUUAGGCAAGAGGUGGACAGAGCUUUAAAGGUACCGACAGAAAUUCAAUCUUUCUGUAUUGGACAAGAAAACCCACAGUGAAGCAAUUCAAAUUUCGCAGCUAAAAAAGUGAUAAUUCAUAGCUAUGUUUAGAUAAGCUGGUGAGGAGUUAAUCCUAAAUGUAGAAUUCAGAUGAACAGAUAGAAAAAUGGCACUUGACAAUCUAUAAGAAGCAAACUCAUUUUAGGGGAGAAUCAGAGGUACUGAAGAGUUUUUAACUACUUUGCUCAAUAGACAAGUAGUGUAGGAUGUUUUUAUAAGCAUUGUGUCUGACCUGCUUAGAUGUUAGAAUUUCCUUGACAGUGACUUCUCUGGAUGUGAUUGCAGUACCUGGCAGCAUUCAAGGUGUGAUACUCAGCUGGGCAAUAUGGAAUUCACACUGUCAGCUCCAGUGACAGGAAAAGUGGCAUCUAUGCAGCAUGCAAAGAAAUGUGGAUGCAGAGUCAGCAUAAAGAAAUGCACUGCCCUUUGCACUUCCUGCUCCAAAGGCCUCCUUUCCAAAGAGUGAGACACAGAAACAAGUGCAAGGCAAACCCCUCCAGGCACCUCCUUCCAAAGAGAGCCAGUGCACAACAGUCAUCGCAGUUAAGAAGCCCAAAACACCAGCAAAUACGUAUGAACUGACAGCAACUGAGGUUCUUCCUGAGAGGAGGUAGGUGUGCAGUUAUCUGUAUAUGUUUUUGGUUUAGAGCAGUGCUACCUCAAUCAGUGAACAGCCUAGGAAGCAUUGUUCACAACAGCAAGCUGUAUUUCCUUUCUCUUGGUUAAAAUUCUCCUAAAACCUCUUGCUGUAUUCCCUGGGAAACACUGAAAGCAGAAAAUAAAAAUUAAAACUAGAAGUCA
Messenger RNA from Tympanuchus pallidicinctus (lesser prairie-chicken), 6037 nucleotides. Its product is annotated as ranBP2-like and GRIP domain-containing protein 3. Bases 376 to 1461 code for a protein of 361 amino acids. Lineage: Eukaryota; Metazoa; Chordata; Aves; Galliformes; Phasianidae. The transcript has 22 exons. The record is from RefSeq and is a predicted model, not a curated record.